ACAAGUUCUUCAUUAGUCGCCUAGCUCCCUCAACAAUGGUUUAAAGCAUUUUUUUCUCUCUAUCCAAAUUAAACCCAUUAAGCCAAAACCCUUUAUAAGAGUCUCUAGUGUCCUUUCUUUAUAUAGAGAGAGGAUUGUAGCUGUGAAUAUUCAGUAAAAAUUAAGAAGAUGAGAUCCAGCCUUUGCAGUAUACAGCACGGUCUAACUGCUGAGGCAACAAACAUAGUGAAACAAGCGGUUAGCCUUGCUAAACGCCGAGGUCAUGCUCAAGUGACUCCUCUCCAUGUUGCUAAUGCCAUGCUUUCAUCCUCCACUGGUCUUCUGAAAAGGGCCUGCCUUCAAUCCCAUUCUCACCCCCUCCAAUGCAAGGCUCUAGAGCUUUGCUUCAAUGUUGCGCUCAACCGCCUCCCUGCCUCCUCUGCAAGCCCUCUACUAGGCCCUCGCUACUUGACCCCUUCCCUCUCCAAUGCCUUGGUUGCAGCCUUCAAAAGGGCGCAGGCUCACCAACGCCGUGGCUCUAUUGAAAACCAGCAACAGCCUAUAUUAGCUCUAAAAAUAGAGUUAGAACAGCUCAUAAUAUCUAUUUUAGAUGACCCAAGUGUUAGUCGAGUCAUGAGAGAGGCUGGUUUUUCGAGCACCCAAGUGAAAAAUAGGGUAGAACAAGCUGUUUCCUUGGAGAUUUGUUCUCAAAAUAGAAGUCCUUCUAUGAGUAGCCAGUCCAAGCUGGAAAGCACCAAGGCUCUGGUUCUAGGUACUAAUAUGCAUCUUUCUCCACAUUUUAGUCAGUUCAAAGUGUCACAAGGUAAAUCCUUGGAUCAAUUCAGGAGUGAAGAUGUAAUGAGUGUGUUGAAUGAACUCUCGAACAAAAGAAAAAGAAACACUGUUAUUGUGGGAGAGUGUCUGGCAAGCGCUGAGGGCGUGUUUAGGGGAGUGAUGGAAAAAUUUGAAAGAGGAGAUGUUCCCGGGGAGUUGAGGUAUAUGAAAUUUAUUAGUCUUCCUCUCUUCUCUCUGAGGAACUCCUCCAAGGAGGAUGUUGAGCAGAAGCUGACGGAACUUGGGUGCCUAGUGAAAUCUUAUAUUACAGGAGGGGUUGUCUUGUAUCUUGGUGAUCUCAAAUGUACUUCUGAGUUUUGGUCAGCUUAUGGCGAAGAAAGGAGAAAGUACUACUGUCCCGUGGAGCACAUAAUCAUGGGGCUUAAAGGAUUGAUGUGUGGAAUUGGUGAAGCUGGAUCAAGAUUUUGGCUCUUUGGGAUUGCCACUUUUCAGACUUACAUGAAAUGCAAAACAGGCUACCCUUCUCUUGAGACUAUUUGGGAUCUUCACCCUCUUACUAUACCGGUUGGCAGCUUGAGCCUAACUCUCAAUCUUGAAAGUAAUUUGCAAGCUCAAGUCAGAAGCAAGGUAUCCGACACAGUGCCUGCUUUGCAACUACUUGAAACUGGAUUUGAUGAGCGCCUAACUUGCUGCAACGAUUGCAUGGCCAAGUUCAACAGAGAAGUUCAAAACAUUGCUAGUGACAGCUUUUGUAACAAAGAGACAGCCGCCAUUUCCACUACCUCAAGCUUGCCUUCAUGGCUCCGACAGUCGAAGGAAGACAGCAGAAAAGAGUCUUUGAGUGAUCAGGAAUUUACUACUGUCAGGGAUCUCCGCAAGAAAUGGAACUCAUUCUGCAGUUCAGGCCAUAAGCACCCUAAUAUCCCUCACAAAACCUUCAUUUUCACUUCGCCCUCUCCUUCCUCCACAUCAGUCUCUUCAUACGAGCGCAACUCCGACUUGCGUCAGACCCACUUCAGUUGGCCUAUCACCUUCGAACCCAAACAGACUCCAAGUGAACCGCAGUUUUGGAUGUCUGAAACUAAUGAUGAAGGCUAUGAAAGCAAUUUGAGAGAGUUCAUUCCAGAGAGAAAUGGCCCUAAACCAGACCUUUUGUCGAAUCCAAAUUCUAGCCCUAACUCGGCUUCUUCAAGUGAGGUAAUGGAGGAUAUGGUUGGCCUUCAGAUGUUUAGAGAGCUUAAUGCUGAGAACUUGAAGAUACUAUGUGAUGCAUUAGAGAAAAAGGUUUCCUGGCAGAAAGAGAUUAUUCCUGAGAUUGCGACAGCUAUCCUUCAGUGCAGGUCUGGGAAAAGCAUAAGGAAAUGCAAUUUGAAAGACAGAGAAAGCAAAGAAGAAACUUGGAUGUUCUUCUUAGGUGUUGAUAAUGAUGGCAAGGAAAAGAUUGCAAGGGAGCUUGGUAAACUUGUUUUUGGCUCUCAAAGCAACUUUGUUUCGGUUUGUUUGAGCAGUUUCUCAGAUUCAACUGCGGAAUCCAAAAACAAAAGAACGAGAUCAGGUGAACUCGGUUCCAGCUAUCUUGAUAAAUUUGGCGAAGCAGUGAAUGAGAAUCCUCAUCGUGUGUUCUUCAUGGAAGACGUAGAUCAACUUGAUUACUGUUCUCAAAAGGCUAUCAAGCAAGCAAUUAAAAGUGGAAGAGUAAUUCUUCCCGGAGGUGAUACUGUCUCUCUUAUGGAUGCCAUUAUCAUUUUCAGUUGCGAAAGUUCCAGCUCAGUGUCCAGAGCCUGCUCUUCCCCAAAAAAGCAAAAACAUGCAGCUGAGAAUGAUCAAAAAACCAAUAUUGAGGAUGACUUGGUUGAGAAAAGCCCAUCCCUCUCACUAGAUUUGAAUAUUUCGAUCGUAGAAGACAAUGGAGAUAAAAAAUAUUCAGUUGGUGUCAUUGGGAUUCUGGAAUCUGUGGAUAUGCAAGUUGCCUUCAAAGUUCAAGAGUUGUGAUUUUGUAACAGGAGGAAUAUGGAUUGAUCUUCUAACAGGGCAGAUACUUUUUGUUGUUGUUGUUUUUUUUUUAAUCUUUUUAAUACAGGCUUUUGGUGAGGGAUAAACGAAAAAGACGGGAAAAUACAGGCCGUUCACGAGGAUUUUCCUGUGUUAGUAGUGGUAGGAUUUGGCCAUGCAGAGCUAUGUAUAUUGGUUUAUCUUUGACGUUCUUAUUGCUGCAUGUAACAGGUUGCACGCUGCACUGCGAAAUAUUUUUUUCCUUUUCUUUGGGAUUUAUGAUUUCAGAUUGCAGCCGUUUAUUAA
This is a messenger RNA of Juglans regia (Persian walnut), 3072 nucleotides long. RefSeq names its product protein SMAX1-LIKE 3-like. The record is from RefSeq and is a predicted model, not a curated record. Lineage: Eukaryota; Viridiplantae; Streptophyta; Magnoliopsida; Fagales; Juglandaceae. Bases 169 to 2766 code for a protein of 865 amino acids. The transcript has 3 exons.